Molecule: messenger RNA, 4571 nt
Organism: Nymphaea colorata (pocket water lily)
Lineage: Eukaryota; Viridiplantae; Streptophyta; Magnoliopsida; Nymphaeales; Nymphaeaceae
Product: ABC transporter G family member 31
Exons: 24
Coding region: 132-4409 (1425 amino acids)
Cellular component (GO): membrane
Molecular function (GO): ATP hydrolysis activity; ABC-type transporter activity; ATP binding
Source: RefSeq, a predicted model, not a curated record
CCAACCGCCAGACUUGCUCUUCUCAUUAAAUUGCUACCGCCAUUGUUAUCCUCUUGGCCCUCCAGCAAAACCCAUUUGAGGGUUUCUGCAUUCUCGUCCUCAGUGGGGAGAAUUUUGGGGAAGGAGAGCAGAUGGACUUGGGGAGGAACUACGCUACUGGACUGUGGAACUCGUCGGACAAUGUGUUCAGCCGGUCGAAUUCCCGACGAGAAGAGGAUGACGAUGAGACCGCUCUCACGUGGGCAGCAUUGGAGCGGUUGCCCACCUACGACAGGGUGCGGAGAGGGAUCUUUCAGAACAUCAUUGGGGAGCAAAGGGAGGUGGAGAUUGGCAGCUUGGGAAUUCAGGACCUGCAGCUCAUUCUUGAUCGACUUAUAAAUGCCGUGGACGAGAGUGCGGAACAAUUUCUCUUCAGAAUGAGGCGAAGAUUUGAUGCCGUGGGUCUUGAAUUUCCAAAGAUUGAGGUUCGAUUCCAGCAGUUAAAAGUUGACGCAUAUAUACAUGUUGGAAGCAGAGCUCUACCCACAAUUCCCAAUUUCAUCUGUAACAUGGGAGAGGCUUUCCUCAGGCAAUUCGGGAUUUUGCGGGGAAGGCGGACAUGCUUAUCAAUAUUACAAGACAUUAGCGGCAUAAUUAGGCCUUCCAGAAUGACGCUUCUUCUUGGUCCUCCUGGCUCUGGAAAGACUACAUUGCUGUUGGCACUGGCUGGAAGGCUUAGCUCAGAUUUAAAAAUGUCAGGGAGCAUUACAUAUAAUGGUCAUCGCCUUAAAGAGUUUGUUCCUCAACGAACGUCUGCCUAUGUGAGUCAGCAAGAUUCACAUGUUGCGGAAAUGACAGUUAGAGAGACUCUUGAUUUUGCAGGGAGAUGCCAAGGCGUUGGAAUUAAAUAUGAUAUGCUUCUGGAGCUUUCAAGAAGAGAAAAGGAUGCUGGAAUAAAGCCAGACGAGGAUCUUGAUCUAUUUAUGAAGGCAUUGGCUUUAAAGGGAGAGCAAACAGGGCUUGUGACACAGUAUAUAAUGAAGAUUCUAGGUCUGAACAUAUGUGCUGAUACGAUAGUAGGAGAUGAAAUGCUUAGAGGAAUUUCUGGAGGUCAAAAGAAACGGCUUACUACAGGUGAAUUAUUAGUUGGUCCAGCUAGAGUGUUGUUUAUGGAUGACAUAUCAACUGGGCUUGAUAGUGCAACAACGUAUCAAAUCAUCAAGUACCUCCAGCAUUCAACCCAUGCACUUGAUGGAACUACUAUGAUAUCCCUAUUACAACCAGCUCCAGAAACUUAUGAACUUUUUGAUGAUAUAAUUCUUAUUUCUGAAGGUCAUAUAGUUUAUCAAGGGCCUCGUGAGAAUGUCCUUGAGUUCUUUGAGUUCAUGGGCUUCCGGUGUCCAGAACGGAAAAAUAUUGCUGACUUUUUGCAGGAAGUGACAUCUAGGAAAGAUCAGCGACAGUAUUGGGCAGGUCGUGAUUACAAUUACCACUACAUACCUGUGGAGAAAUUUUCUGAGGCAUUUCGAUCAUUUCAUGUUGGCAAGAGUUUGAUGAAGGAACUGAGUGCUCCAUAUGAUAAGCAUCUUAAUCAUCCUGCAGCACUGACUAGUUCAAGUUAUGGGGUUAAGAAAUCAGAGCUUCUCAGAGCUAACUUUGCCUGGCAAAAGUUAUUGAUGAAGCGGAACUCUUUUAUUUAUGUUUUCAAAUUUAUUCAGCUCCUCUUUGUUGCUAUCAUCACAAUGACAGUAUUUUUUCGAACAAGAUUGCACCAUGACAGUGUAGAGGAUGCUGGAAUAUAUCUUGGAGCUUUAUACUUUUCCAUCAUAAUGAUUUUAUUUAAUGGCUUUACGGAAGUGUCAAUGCUUAUGGCCAAACUUCAUGUUAUCUAUAAGCAUCGAGAUUUGCACUUUUAUCCUUGCUGGGCAUAUACUCUUCCUGCCUGGGUUCUUAGCAUUCCAACUUCACUUAUGGAGUCUGCUAUGUGGGUGGCAGUAACUUACUAUGUGAUGGGUUUUGAUCCACAAAUUACUAGGUUCCUUCGGCAGUUUCUAUUGUUCUUCUGCUUGCAUCAGAUGUCAUUAGCUCUCUUCCGUAUAAUGGCAGCCCUUGGUCGAAACAUGAUAGUCUCUAAUACUUUUGGAUCUUUUGCAAUGCUGAUUAUCAUGCUUUUAGGAGGAUUCAUUACUUCCAGAGAUAGCAUUCAGAAGUGGUGGAUUUGGGGUUACUGGUUCUCUCCUUUAAUGUAUGCCCAGAAUGCUGCGUCAGUAAAUGAAUUCCAUGGGCACUCGUGGGAUCACAGAUUUGACAACUCCAAUGAAACCAUUGGCUUGGCACUUUUGAAAUCGCGUGGGUUGUUUCCAGAGAAUUACUGGUAUUGGAUUGGCGUUGCUGCUCUACUUUCUUACUCAAUCUUAUUCAACAUCCUUUUCACUGUCUUCCUAACAUAUCUCAAACCUCUUGGGAAGCCACAAGCUGUUCUGUCUGAAGAAUCACUUCAACAGAGGGAUGGUAAGGGAAUAGGUCGUUUUGAACUUAGCCCUCCUCCAAGUACAGGAAGCAUGGGAGCAAAUGGGAAGGAGAAGAGAGGCAUGGUUCUCCCAUUCCAGCCUCUUUCCAUGUGCUUUAGCAACAUCAACUACUAUGUGGAUGUUCCAGAGGCAAUGAAGCAACAGGGUGUUAUGGAAGACCGAUUGCAGUUGUUAGUUGAUGUUACUGGUGCAUUUAGACCUGGUGUUCUUACUGCAUUGGUCGGAGUUAGUGGAGCUGGAAAAACCACUCUAAUGGAUGUUUUAGCUGGUAGAAAAACUGGUGGAUAUAUAGAAGGAAAUAUAAGCAUUUCAGGUUAUCCAAAAAAUCAGGAAACUUUUACAAGAAUCUCUGGCUAUUGUGAGCAGAAUGAUGUACAUUCUCCGUGUAUGACUGUAUAUGAGUCACUUGUAUACUCUGCUUGGCUCCGUUUGCCUGCACAUGUUGAUCUAAGAACUCAGCAAGCUUUCGUGGAGGAGGUGAUGGAACUUGUAGAGCUUGUCCCAGUCGGUGGUGCCCUUGUUGGACUUCCAGGAAUAAAUGGGCUGUCCACAGAACAGCGCAAGAGAUUGACUAUUGCUGUAGAGCUCGUUGCUAAUCCAUCUAUUGUGUUCAUGGAUGAGCCAACCUCUGGAUUGGAUGCUAGAUCUGCUGCCAUUGUUAUGAGAACUGUAAGGAAUAUUGUGGAUACUGGAAGGACGAUUGUCUGCACAAUUCACCAACCCAGCAUUGACAUAUUUGAGUCAUUUGAUGAGCUUUUAUUUAUGAAGCGUGGAGGGGAGCUCAUUUAUGCAGGUCUUCUGGGAUCUAAUUCUCAGAACCUCAUUGAAUAUUUUGAGGCAAUUGAAGGUGUGCCCAAGAUAAAAGAUGGUUAUAAUCCAGCAACGUGGAUGCUGGAGGUGACUUCUCCGGAAGAAGAAAAUCGCCUAAGAGUAGAUUUUGCUGAUAUUUACAGGAGAUCUGAUUUGUACAGGCAAAACAAAUUGUUAGUUGAGAGUCUCAGCCGACCAACACAUGAAUCAAAAGAUCUCAGCUUUCCAACAAAAUAUGCUCAACCAUUUCGCAUUCAAUUUCUUGCAUGCCUGUGGAAACAACAUAAAUCCUAUUGGAGAAACCCUCAGUAUACUGCAGUUCGAUUCUUCUAUACCGUUAUCAUUUCUUUGAUGUUUGGCACCAUCUGCUGGAGAUUUGGUAGUAAAAGAAACACUGUACAAGACAUCCAUAAUGCUAUGGGAUCUAUGUAUGCGGCUGUUCUGUUCAUUGGGAUAACCAAUGGCACUGCUUCCCAGCCUGUAGUUUCCAUUGAAAGGUUUGUUUCCUACCGGGAAAGGGGUGCAGGGAUGUAUUCACCUCUUGCAUUUGCAUUUGCACAGGUUGUUAUCGAAUUCCCGUAUGUAUUUGUGCAAACUCUAAUAUACGGUUCAGUGUACUAUGCUAUGGCUUCAUUUGCAUGGACAGCAGCAAAAUUCAUUUGGUAUAUAUUUUUCAUGUAUUUUACGUUGCUGUACUUCACAUUUUAUGGAAUGAUGACCACAGCUGUCACACCUAACCACAAUGUGGCUGCCAUAAUUGCUGCACCAUUUUAUAUGCUGUGGAAUCUGUUCAGCGGCUUCAUGAUACCAUACAAGAGGAUCCCUGUGUGGUGGCGGUGGUACUAUUGGGCUAAUCCUGUUGCCUGGAGUUUGUAUGGCCUCUUAACAUCCCAGUAUGGUGAUCUUCAUGACACCAUAAGUUCGGCAGGAGGAACGACCACUGUCACCAUAAGCAGUUUUCUCAAUGACUACUUUGGGUUUGAGUAUAGACUUUUGGGUUUGGCUGCAGUUGUUGUUGUUGGUUUUGCAGUGCUAUUUGCCGUCAUAUUUGCUUUGGCAAUCAAGCUCUUCAACUUCCAGAAGAGGUAGUGAAAUUUGCAUUUUUUAAUGCCUAUCAGUCUUAUUUUUUCUAUUCUAUGUCCUGAGAUCACUUAUUAUUGAGGGCCAGGACUUGAAAUAUGUAAAUUCUUGUUUACAAUAAUGCAAAUGUUCUUGAAAUGCCGAUACGCUAAUAGUAUACAAUUUGUACAA